AUGUCAGAUUACGAAUCGGACGAGGAGCCUACGGUCGCUGAUGAAACCGUCUUAAAUAAGUAUAAGCUUUCUGGCGAAAUUUGCCAUAUUGUUCUGAAGGAACUCAUGCAAAAAUGUGUUCCUGGUGCCAAUAUUAUUGAGCUCUGCGAACAUGGUGACAAGCGAAUUGUUGAGGAAACAAGCAAAAUAUUUAAAAAGGAAAAGGAGAUGAAAAAAGGUAUCGCUUUUCCCACCACUAUUUGUGUAAACAACGUAAUUUGUCACUAUUCCCCGAUAAGCGGUGAGGAAAAUUUUAUGGAGGAACUAAGCGAUGGUGAUCUUGUAAAAAUCGAUUUGGGUGCUCAUAUUGAUGGCUUUGCAUCUGUCAUUGGGCAUACUUUUGUUAUUGGAGCCACUGUAGAUAACAAGGUAACUGGCAGAAAAGCUGAUGUAAUCGUUGCUGCAAAUGUUGCGGCAGAGGUUGCUAGACGCUUGAUUAAGCCAGGAAAUGAGAACUAUACAGUUACGGAUAUGGUUUCUAAGGCAGUGGCGGACUUUAACUGCAAACCGGUUCAGGGUGUCCAAUCUCAUAUCUUAAGGAAGCUUAUCUUUGACGGCGAAAAAGCUAUGGUAUUGAACCCUGAUGAUGAUCACAAGAAGGCGAUUGAAAAAUGCUCCUUUGAGAUGUAUGAGGCUUGGAUUUUCGAUAUUGUUGUUUCUUCUGGUACUGGAAAGGCUAAGGAACAUCAAGCCAGACCCACCGUAUUUAAAAAGAAAGAAACUCUUUACCAUCUCAAGAUGAAAGCAUCUAGAAAGUUUUACAGCGAAGUUUCCUCCAAGUUCCAAGAGUAUCCCUUCAAUAUCAGGUCGGUUGAAGAUAUUAAGUCAGCACGUUAUGCCGUAACUGAGUGCGCAACUCAUAAAGUUAUCACUCCAAUGCCUGUAUUGGUGGAAAAAGAUAACGAGUUUGUUGCUCAAUUCAAGUUUACUGCUGUUUUAAUGCCGAACGGUUUAAUGAAGAUUACUGGUCUGCCUUUUGAUGCCUCUCUAUAUAAGAGUGAAUACAAGACCAAGGAUGCUGAAGUAAAGGAAAUCAUGACGCAACCAGUGAAAUCUACUGGUGGAAAGAAGAAGAAGAGUGGAAGCGGUGAAGCUAAACCCGGUCUUGCUGCCACCGCAUCAAAGGCUUAA
Molecule: messenger RNA, 1170 nt
Organism: Rodentolepis nana
Lineage: Eukaryota; Metazoa; Platyhelminthes; Cestoda; Cyclophyllidea; Hymenolepididae
Source: the annotation of a GenBank genome assembly